UGCGAGGUCUGAGCCUGUACUGGACUAAAAGGGGCAGACGUACCGCUCAAAUAAUCAAAUUCAGCAUUUAUCUCGGAGAGAGCAAGACAGCUAGCCCAAGAUUUAAAAUACAGUACAAUGGCCAAGCUUUCUUAUUCAGUGCUCUUCGUAUGCACGCUUGCUUUGGUGCAGACCAUUAGUGCCUUUGUUAUCAUAGAUACAUGUGAUGAGGAGCUUCCGACAAAUUGUUGUGAUGGAAAGAACGGUACCAUUACAGCCCCGUCUAUGUGGCCAGAUGACCAAAGUCCAGCCGGUGGACCUGCCGCAAAUACCGAAGCUGUGGUCUGCGCCUUAAACAGAACGUCCCAUUGUCUGGUGUGUCGCCUGAACCAGACUGCAGGUUUGAUGAAUAUAUCGAAGUGUUGUACCGCCGGUACCAACGAGUCAGAUGACACGAUGUUCGGUGGGCCCUUACCCUUGAACGAGUACCUCAUUGGAAAAUGGAGAAACUUUACUACCGAGGACAUGUAUUACGACUGGUACGACCUCUAUCCCAGGCACGAAGAUCCAUCUACUCAACGCUAUUACCAUUACGACGAACCCACAGCAACUGGAAGGUCGGGUUUGAAUCUCCAUCUUGGGCAAAGAGUUUAUGAAUGUCAAACUACACUUCCAGCUACUGGUGAGAAUGACUGCUGGGCACAAACCAUGGCAGUCUUGGACUUGGGGAACAUGACAUACAACGGCACUGAUUAUAGUGGUUUCCUGUAUGUUUUAGACGCGUAGAUGAACUACAACAGUCACAUUUCGGGUUGGUAAACAACGGAUCCUUAGAAAAUAAUUGUUUCCAAUAGGCUAGAAAGUUUCUCUGAAAAAUAAACGACUUCUAUGAGACAGCUAUAAUUCAAAACUAAAAAAACUCGAUCUUAGGUUUAUAAAGCACUUGAGAAAAACGUGAUCGGCACCCAACGCCUCCGACAAUUUUAAUCAUAUUGUAAAUAAAAUAACAACACUUGGCCAUUCAACGAACAGCUUAAGUUGAAAAUGACGUCAUUGCAAGGACUCCCCAAAUUGAACACAUCCAGACCAACAAUAACAACAUAGAAAAGUUAGUAUUGUUGUCCUGUUGUUGGACCACACUUUCCUUUCCACUAAUUGUCGGGAUGUCAGCCUGUUUUUGCAGGUAGUCGGUGGAAAAGAAACAAAAAUAAUUAAACCCCCCUCCUGCCCCCGCCACAAACUGAAAACUAGGUUUAUGCUAAACAACUUGUUUGGUUUUAAAUGGCACAGCCUAGAGGUCUUAUAGCUAUUCGGUUUUCACUGUCAUUGAUUAAAGAAAACAAAACGUAGUGGCAUAAUUUGCAAGAAUGGUAUGAUACACAGAGAAACUCAAUUUAUACACUGUAAUUGGAGUGAUUGAUGUGAGGACACUGUAAUUGGAGUGAUUGAUGUGAUGGAGAUAAUCUCUCAUUAUUCAUGUUAUUUUAUGUAGAACUUUACUAUAUAUAAAAAUUUGACAAUCAAACUUUCGUCAAAUAGUUUACCGCCAAUGAAUUUCUGGAGGUGAGUUUUUUCUGUUAUGAGUUUAAAAUGGAAUGUUCCGUUCAGUCAGUGAUGUCAGCCGGGUUGAAUUGAACAUUCCAUUUGUUAACGUUUAUAAAAUAAUCCCCUAUAACUGCACAAAUAAAAAACAAUCAUUGUUAACAAUAUUUUAUGAUGACACCCUAAUUGUUGUGUUUCAGAUGUUUUUAAAAACUCCUGUAUCGGAGAAGAAUAUUGGUUUAUAUCCUUAUAGCCUACUGGGAUGACACUGCUCUAGAAUUACAAAGGUCCUAUUUAGGUCCGAAUAAUAUGCCUGUGAUUUUUUUUCACAGAACUCCAUGAAAUGACUGAGUAUGUACAGGGCCAACACCCAUCAGUGUAGGGAAGUCAACCCAAAUUAAUGUAUGUGUUGUUGGAGAAUAAUCUGCAUAACUGUAUAGACAAGGUUACAUUUUAUGUUGUUGUGGGUUGUUCACUCAACCUCAUCGUCCAUGGUUCAGACUGGGGAUGAACGUGUAGGCUGGUUUGCAAAAU
Asterias rubens (European starfish) is the source of this 2055-nucleotide messenger RNA. RefSeq lists its product as uncharacterized. The record is from RefSeq and is a predicted model, not a curated record. Lineage: Eukaryota; Metazoa; Echinodermata; Asteroidea; Forcipulatida; Asteriidae. The transcript is spliced from 5 exons. Bases 118 to 765 code for a protein of 215 amino acids.